This is a messenger RNA of Anarrhichthys ocellatus (wolf-eel), 2722 nucleotides long. RefSeq names its product acylamino-acid-releasing enzyme (gene apeh2). The record is from RefSeq and is a predicted model, not a curated record. Lineage: Eukaryota; Metazoa; Chordata; Actinopteri; Perciformes; Anarhichadidae. The transcript has 21 exons. Gene Ontology annotation, biological process: proteolysis. Gene Ontology annotation, molecular function: serine-type endopeptidase activity. The coding region runs from base 242 to 2365 and encodes 707 amino acids.
ACAUGGAGGCGCUGUUAGAGCAAACACCGUUGUGUUUUUGUAUUGUGGACACAUUCAUGACCGCAACUUCUGUAAACUGAGCCACGCAACUAUUUUAACCCUCCGAGCAGCUGCUAACGGUGUAACUGUUGUGCUUGGUGCACGAGUUUGCGCUUGUCCGAGCUGCUCGUGUGGAGCGUGCUAGUGUGGUAGGUUGGUGAUUUAAUGUGAGCUCAGUGCGCGUCUACGGCAGCGGACCCAGAUGGAGCCCGGACAGGUCACCGGGGUGUACGGAGAGGUCAGCCGUUUCCCUGCGCCUGUUUCUGCCCACGUGAGAGAAGAGCAGCUCCCGGAGCUCCGGACAUACACCGUGACUGCAGAGUGGAGUCAGAGCGACCUGGUCCGAGGCUCAAGACUUCGCUACUCGCAGCAGUGGACUCUGAUCACAGACAGCAACGACCACAAGAGCAUCAGGACUGUCCUUCCACCGGGACCCUGUGUACCUGUGUCUGGAGAGGUGCUGAGUGGACUGUCUCCCAUUCAAGGCCUGAGGACCGUUAUCAGGGAAACAAGUGGCCACCAGCUCCUCGAGAUAUGGGACCGCCACGGCCUCAGCAAGUGCCUCAACCUGACUGCUCUCAACAAACACGGCAGAGUGUACGGCGACGCCCAGUUUGGCUGUCUGUCAUGGUCGGAGUGUGAGAACAAACUGCUGUAUGUAGCUGAGAAGAUUAAGAACACAUCAAUAGAAACACAUGAUGGGGAAUCUGCAUGCAGGAAGGACAGGAGCGUGUACUGUGAAGACUGGGGUGAGUCUCUGACCAAUAAGAGCGUCCCGGUGAUCUGUGUGGUGAAUCUGCAGAGCGGCUCCGUCAGCGUCCUGCAGGGCGUCCCACGUGAUGUCUCACCUGGACAGGCUCUGUGGGCUCCCGGCAGUCAGUCUGUGUUUCUUGUCGGUUGGUACCACGAACCUUUCAGACUCGGACUGCGGUUCUGCUCCAACCGCAGGUCAGCGUUAUUCAAGCUGGACCUGGGUGGAAACUGUGAGUGUCUGUCUGGGGACAACUUGUCAGUGUCCUGUCCCAGGCUCAGUCCAGACGGGUCCACGCUGAUCUACCUGCAGGGUCGAGUGUUUGGACCUCACAAUCAGUGCCUCAGUCUGCAGCAGUUGGACCUGAGGAGCGGGAGGAUGUCCACCCUGUUGGAUGUUGUCAACACACCACAGACUGGUGAGUUUGCAGGUGUGUAUGAAGCUCUGCCACCCUGCUGCUGGUCUGCAGACGGUCAGAGAGUGGUGUUCAGCAGCGCCCGAAGAAACUGGAAGGAUCUCUUUAUGGUCGACAGAAGAUCAAACAAAGUUACCUCCCUCUCUGAUAGUCUCUCUGAUCUUCCAGCUUAUGGCAGCUGGAAGCUGCUGACAGUCCAGAAGGACCUGAUGGUCGUCUGCUGCUCCAGCCCUAACACACCUCCCACUCUGAGGGUGGGUUUCCUCCCUUCAGCAGGUGAGGCUGUGACCUGGCAAACUCUGCAGCAGCCCAUGAUGACCUUUGACUUCCACUGGACAGUUCUCGAUGUUACACCUCCACCAGAGGAGGACAACACACACUACUCUGGUUUAGACUUCGGGGCUGUCUUGGUUAAACCGUCUCGUCCCCCCAAUGAAGCCAAGAUACCUCUGGUCGUCUUUAUCCACGGUGGCCCUCACUCCCAGUUCCCAGCAGAGUGGAACUGCACCACAGCUGGACUGGCUAAACUCGGCUUUGCUGUGCUCAUGGUGAACUAUCGGGGAUCCACGGGGUUCGGCCAGGCCAGCAUUUUAUCCUUGAUCGGUCAGAUCGGAAGCCAAGAUGUAAAAGAUGUGCAGACCGCCGUGCUUACUGCGCUGCAGAGAGACAUCGCCCUUGACCCCGAUCGAUUGGCUGUGAUCGGUGGUUCUCACGGGGGUUUCCUGUCUUGUCAUCUGGUCGGUCAGUACCCUGAGUUCUACAGAGUGUGCGUGGCCAGGAACCCUGUCAUUAAUGCUGCUACUUUAUUGGGCACCAGUGACAUAGUAGACUGGCGUUACACCAGUGUGGGGCUUCAGUACUCGUAUGACCAGAUACCCACUGCUGAAGCCCUGGCUGCCAUGUUAGAGAAGUCACCCAUCACACAUGCUGCUCAGAUCAAGGCUCCAGUGUUACUGAUGCUGGGGGCCAGAGACAGGCGAGUGUCUCCUCAUCAGGGUCUGGAGCUCUAUAAAGCACUGAAGAGCAGAGCUUCACCUGUCAGAUUGUUGUGGUUUCCAGAAGACGGGCAUUCUCUGUCCAGAGUGGACACGCAGGCCGACUGCUUCCUCAACACAGUGCUGUGGCUGCACCAGCAUCUCUCAACACACACGGAUGCAUGAAGGCACACACACACACACACACACACACACACACACACCUACGUACACAUACACACACAAACUGUGAUGAAGCUUUGCUGAAGGAGUUCUGGAUAAAUUAGUUUACUAUCACAGCAGUUGACAAUCUUGAACAUACCGAUGCCUUUUUGACAACAAAAAAAUGUCCAUCGAUCUAUAUGUGAUGUACUCAAUGUUGUAAAAAACGUUUUCAAAUCAAAGCAUGUAAUAAAACAAAUAUCUUAUGAACCUGUAUUGAUGCAUAGAGUCAUGUUUGGUUACUCAGUGAUACUUUUAGUGAUACUAAAAACGGUCCCGAGCUAUUAGUUAUUAAUUGUUUCCCCACAAUGAUACAACAAA